Messenger RNA from Cooperia oncophora, 801 nucleotides. NCBI's taxonomy places the organism in Eukaryota, Metazoa, Nematoda, Chromadorea, Rhabditida, Trichostrongylidae. The record is from the annotation of a GenBank genome assembly.
AUGCUCCUCUCAGAAGCUCUGAUGAAUCGCACCCUUCUGCAUGGAAUUCGGGUGAUCGAAUUGGCCGGACUCGCUCCUGUGCCACACUGUGGAAUGGUGUUGGCUGAUUUUGGGGCCAGUGUCACCGUCAUAGAAAAGCCUAUUCGUGAUGAUGACAUGCCAGUAGAACAGCGUAUGGCAGAGAGGAAAACACUGCAAGGACUGGAUCUGAAAUCACCACAGGACGUGGAGAAACUGAAACAACUUUGUCGAACCAGUGAUGUGCUUCUCGAUCCCUAUCGUCCAGGUGUUCUGGAACAAAUGGGUCUUGAUCCAGUCAAGUUACUCGAAGAGAACAAAGGAUUGGUAGUCUGCCGCCUAACCGGCUACGGUCAGACUGGUCCAUUAGCUCAAGAGGCUGGACAUGACAUCAACUACGUUUCAAUUACUGGUACCCAGUUUCACUUCUACGCUCAACAUCAUGUUUUCUUGAGUGCUUUCUCAUCUCUAGGCUUGCUACCUACAACAUCCGGUCACAGCUGCAAUCGACCUUGGCCUCCGGCCAACUUACUCGCUGACUUUGCUGGUGGAGGACUGACUGCUGCUUUUGGUAUUGUGGCGGCCCUAUUCAGAAGAGAGAAGAACGGUGGCAACGGUUGUAUCAUUGAUUGUUCAAUGUCCGAAGGUUUAUCGUAUUUGGCAUCAUUCAUUCGGCGUUAUCACGAUAUUGAACACUUGUGGACUCUACCCUAUGCAGCAUUCUCCGGAGAUUGUCCAAUAUAUAGAACCUACAAACCGAAGAUGGUGAUGGAUGUUGCGUAG